Molecule: messenger RNA, 1167 nt
Organism: Knipowitschia caucasica
Lineage: Eukaryota; Metazoa; Chordata; Actinopteri; Gobiiformes; Gobiidae
Source: the annotation of a GenBank genome assembly
AUGGCUACAUACAACACUGAAGUUCAUUCAGUGGUGCUACAAGUAAGCCCUGAUAUUCACAUCUGUGGAUUCUGCAAACAACAGUUCAAUAAUCUUGAUGUUUUUCGGGCUCAUAAACAAAAUGAAUGCGCUCUCCUGUCCUCUGACUCUGUGACCUGUCCUUCUCCAGCCGCCCUGACUGAUCCUAACACUAGGUGUGUCUCUGGGGAAACGUUUAAAACGUGCGUAUCGAGAGGUGCUAAAAAGUCCACAAGCAAAACACAAAGAUCUCCUCAGAAGAAGCUGAAAUCGUCAUCGGCUUCAAAGAGACACAGCUGUUGCUUCUCAGGUUGCACUUUUAAAACGCAGCAUGGGCAAAAGGAUAUGGAGAGGCACCUUAAAACCCACACUGGAGAGAAGCCAUUCGAGUGCGAGCUUUGCCACAAGCGCUUCAGUCGACGAGACAAGCUGAACAUGCACAGCCGCUCGCACACCGGAGAAAAACCUCACAAAUGUAAUCUGUGUCCGUACGCGGCCGCCGACAGCAGCAGCCUGAAGAAACACGUGCGAAUUCACUUUGACGAGCGGCCAUUUAAAUGUCAGAUCUGCCCUUAUGCCAGUCGCAACUCCAGCCAGCUCACCGUGCACCUGCGCUCACACACUGGCGAUUCUCCUUUCCAGUGCCAUCAAUGCGAAGCAAAGUUCAAAAUCAACUCUGACUUGAAGCGCCACCUGCGCAUCCACUCCGGGGAGAAACCUUACAAGUGUGACUUCUGUGAUUACCGCUGCGCUAUGAAAAGUAACCUCAAAUCACACACUCUCAUAAAACACGGCACCGAGAACGCUUUCCAGUGCGCGCAGUGCAACUUCAAAUGCACCAACAAAACUGCAUUACGCCAACACUCCAGAGAGCACCGACCCGUGCAGCCCAUGCAGUGCUCCCAGGAGCAGACUGAGCUGAGGGCCCGUCAAGCAAAUCGGCUGCACUUCCACUGGCUCUGCUCCAGGGAACAAGUGUGUUUGAAAAGGUCUGAUCCAGUGUGGCACUUGGGCAGUUCCUUCCUUCCUGUGUUCGAGAUCUUUUUGAAUGGGCUCAUAAACAACUCCCCCAGCACCAAAAACACAGGCCAUUUCCAGUCACAGCUGCCCAAAGAAACUAAAGGAAGCAUAAGACAACUGCAAGGCUGA